Molecule: messenger RNA, 4105 nt
Organism: Vombatus ursinus (common wombat)
Lineage: Eukaryota; Metazoa; Chordata; Mammalia; Diprotodontia; Vombatidae
Gene: ULK1
Product: unc-51 like autophagy activating kinase 1
Exons: 29
Coding region: 93-3290 (1065 amino acids)
Biological process (GO): axon extension; positive regulation of autophagy; protein autophosphorylation
Cellular component (GO): autophagosome; cytoplasm
Molecular function (GO): ATP binding; protein serine/threonine kinase activity
Source: RefSeq, a predicted model, not a curated record
GCGCCCGCCGCCUUCUCCUGCGUCCAGCCCACGACCACAGCCCUCUCUUCCUCGGACCCCCCACCAGCUGCGUGCCGGACGCCCCCAAGGGGAUGGAGACUGUGGGGAAGUUUGAGUUCAGCAGGAAGGACCUCAUUGGCCACGGCGCCUUCGCCGUGGUCUUUAAAGGGAGGCACAAAGAGAAACAUGAUCUGGAGGUGGCGGUCAAGUGCAUUAACAAGAAAAACCUGGCCAAGUCUCAGACCCUGUUGGGGAAGGAAAUCAAAAUCCUGAAGGAAUUGAAACAUGAAAAUAUCGUGGCCUUGUAUGAUUUCCAGGAGGUGGCCAGCUCUGUGUACUUGGUUAUGGAGUACUGCAAUGGGGGCGACCUUGCUGACUACCUGCACUCCAUGCGGACCCUGAGUGAGGACACCAUCCGGCUCUUCCUCCAGCAGAUUGCAGGCGCCAUGAAGAUGCUACACAGCAAGGGUAUUAUCCACCGGGACCUGAAGCCCCAGAAUAUCCUCUUGUCCUACUCUGGGGGCCGAAAGUCCAACCCCAACAACAUCCGAGUGAAGAUUGCUGAUUUUGGAUUUGCCCGUUACCUACAGAACAACAUGAUGGCGGCCACACUCUGCGGUUCUCCUAUGUACAUGGCCCCCGAAGUCAUCAUGUCCCAACACUAUGAUGCCAAAGCUGAUCUGUGGAGUAUAGGGACAAUCAUCUACCAGUGUCUGACAGGCAAGGCUCCCUUCCAGGCCAGCAGUCCACAGGAUCUACGACUGUUCUAUGAGAAGAAUAAGACGCUGUUGCCCAGCAUCCCCAGGGAGACAUCCAGCCCCCUGAGACAGCUGCUUCUGGGCCUUCUUCAGCGGAACCAUAAAGAUCGGAUGGACUUUGAUGAAUUUUUCCAUCACCCUUUCUUGGAUACAAGCUCCUCCAUCAAGAAAUCUCCCCCAGUGCCCAUGCCCUCGUACCCCAGCUCAGGCAGUUCUUCCAGCAGCAGCUCUACCUCCCACCUGGCCUCGCCUCCUUCCCUCGGAGAGAUGCAGCAGCAGCUGCAGAAGACGCUGACCUCCCCAGCCCCAGAUCCAGGAGGCUUCCUCCAGGGUUCCAAGGACUCAGGUGGCAGCAGCAAGAACUCUUCCUGUGACACAGAUGAUUUCGUCAUGGUCCCUGCCCAGUUCCCAACUGACUUGACAGGGGAAGCUGCUGGAGCCAAGGCCACUCAGGACAGUCUGAUGUACAGUGGGAGCUCCCUGGUAACUUCGGCUGGGCUGGAGAGCCAGGGACGGACACCGUCUCCCUCACCCCCCUACAGUGGUUCCCCCAGCCCCUCUGGCCGACCCAGUGCUUUCUCUAGUAGCAGGUACGGCCCGUCCGUCCCCAUCCCUGUCCCCACUCAGAUCCAGAACUACAGGAGAAUCGAACAGAACCUCCAGUCCCCCAACCAGUACACUCCGCCACCGCCACGGUCCGGGAUGGUUCGGAGGUCCAGCAGUACCAGCCCCCUGGGCUUUAAGACUGGCAUCUCCCCCCCAUUUUUCCCUGAGCAUGGAGCCACCUUUCCCAGGAAGUCUUUGGGAGGUGCCAAGCCGUAUAACCCAUCUCCCCAAGCUGGAGCCAUCCCAGAGCGUCCAGGCCCGAGCAGGGUCCCCUCCCCACAAGGCACUGAGAUGUGUGGAGUUGGCAGCGGUGGCAGCAGGGUCUCCAGACCUGGCACCUCCCUCCCAGAACAUUCUCCCAGGGGGCUGGGCUACCGUCUGCACAGCGCCCCUAACCUCUCUGACCUGCACGCGGUGAGGCCCAAACUGCCGAAGCCUCCCACAGACCCUCUGGUGGCCCCCUUUGCUUACCCCCAGGCUAGUCCUCCCCAACAGCAUUAUGGGCUGCAGCCCUGCCGGACCCUCAGGGCAUCCCCGAAGCUGCCUGACUUCAUGCAGCGGAACCCCCUGCCCCCCAUCAUGGGCUCUCCAACCAAGGCUGUACCUGCUUUUGAGUUCCCCAAGACACCGAGUUCUCAGAACCUGCUUACUCUCCUGGCCCAUCAAGGGGUAAUGGUGACCCCAACACGGAACAGGACUCUGCCUGACCUUCGAGAGAUGGGCCACUUCCAGAGCCCACCCAGCCUGGGCUUGAGGCCCAUGGAAGAGAUCAAGGGACCCUUUGGCAGGUCCCUUAGCACUGGCCGUCUCACUGACCUGCUCCUCAAAGCUGCGUUUGGGUCCCAGGCCCCUGAUACAGGGAGCAAUGAAAGCCUUCAGGAGAAGCCCAUGGAGAUCGCUCCCUCUGCUGGCUAUGGAGGGAACCUGCUCCCAGGGGCGAGGGCCGGGGGCGCUUCCAGCCCCUCCCCUGUCAUAUUCACAGUGGGCUCCCCUCCCAGUGGCACAACCCCACCCCAGCUCCCUCGGACCCGGAUGUUCUCAGGUCCCUGCUGGCUGCCUCUCCUUCACACACAUGCAGAUACCCUCCUGGGCUCUUCCAGUUCCCAGAGCUCGGGCGGCUCCUUCAGUGGUCGCCAUCUGAUCCCUGGCAUGGGAGGAGAGGCAGCGGAGGCCCCGGCCAAUCUGCGUUGCUACGGCUUCACCGAUCCCAUCACUGCCAACCUCGAGGGGGCCGUGACCUUUGAGGCCCCUGACUUGCCUGAGGAGACGCUCAUGGAGCAAGAGCACACAGACAUCCUGCGCAGUCUUCGAUUCACGCUGGCCUUUGUCCACUGUGUCAUGGAGAUGGCCUCUGCCAAGGGCAGCACGGGAGAGAUGGGCAGCUCCGUGGCUUCUGAGUACCAGCUGCAGGAGAGCAUCGUGGCCGACCAGAUCAGCCUGCUGAGCCGAGAGUGGAGCUACGCAGAACAGCUGGUGUUGUAUCUGAAGGUGGCUGAGCUGCUGUCCUCUGGCCUGCAGAUGGCUAUCGAACAGAUCAAAGCUGGAAAACUCUGCUUGUCCUCCACCGUCAAGCAAGUCGUGCGGAAACUGAACGAGCUUUAUAAGUCGAGUGUAUCAUCCUGCCAUUGCCUGAACCUACAGCUGCAGAAAUUCUUCCUGGAUAAGCAGAGGCUCAUGGACCGAAUCAACAGCAUCACUGCUGAGAAGUUGAUCUUCAACUACGCUGUGCAGACGGUGCGCUCUGCAGCCCUGGAUGAGAUGUUCCAUCACCGAGAGGACUGCGUGCAGCGCUACCACAAGGCCUUGCUGCUCAUGGAGGGCCUCCAGCAGAUCCUCACAGAGCAGGCAGACAUUGACAACAUCAACAAAUGCAAGAUGUGUAUUGAGCGGAGACUCUCAGCCCUGCUGUCUGGCAUUUGUGCCUAACCCCCCGUGCAGCUCCUCUUGCCCACCCACCAACCUCUUAUGCUUCACGGGACAGCUGUCCGCCCACUCGCCAGUUGUGGGUCAGUUCCUGGCAGCAGUUUGGGCUGCAUCGUGUCUGCAGUCUCGGCCAGACAGACUUGUCGGGACAAAGGCUUUCGGAUCUGUCUCCAAGAAUCCACAUCCCAGUUUUGGAGCCCUGUGACUUCUGCCUCCCUCCCAGGAACAGAGCAAAGGAGAUUAGAAGUAACUACAGUCAGUCACAGCUGGCGCAGCCACCCCACGAGAGGGGGAGGUGUUUCUCUCCCUGAGGGAGAUCACAGAAUUUCCGUCCCCACUGCCCCUUGUCCUUUGAAGAGAGUCACGCUGCUACAUCAUUAUCUUACCAUUUCCAGGGGUCGGGCCCCUCCAAUGCUAUGUCCGUUGCAGGCAGUGGACACUGGGACACAAGGAGGGAACCCCAAGCAUGAAACCCUGACACCAGGCCAGUUACUUUUCCCACUCCUCUUUCCCCCGCUCCCCAUGCUUUCUGCCAGUCAAUCACUUUUCCAAGAUGGCUCUGCCCCCACCUGGUGCUCCAGCAGCAAACUACCAACCUGCAGAUGGCCAGGGCUGGAGCCACCCGGGAUGGGUGGGGAACCAAAGCAAAGACUGACUUUUCGCCUCAAGAACUUGGACCGUUUUUGUGUGCUGGAUCUCUUCACGCCAAAAUGUGCAUAUUCUCAGUGGUUUCAUCCUCAACAUGCUCAAAUGAGCCCAAAUGAGAAUGCACGUCAUCUCUUGCUUUUAAUCUGACUUUAAGGGGAAUUAAAAAAGUU